Molecule: messenger RNA, 1248 nt
Organism: Erinaceus europaeus (western European hedgehog)
Lineage: Eukaryota; Metazoa; Chordata; Mammalia; Eulipotyphla; Erinaceidae
Gene: PROK2
Product: prokineticin 2
Exons: 3
Coding region: 288-629 (113 amino acids)
Source: RefSeq, a predicted model, not a curated record
GACCCGCACGUGCGCCUCCCGGCAGAGGCCGGCGCGGUGGGCGCGCCCGUGCGCGCGGGGGCGCAGGGGAGCGCGGGAGGGGGUGGGGAAGGGGGUUGUGCCCGAGCCUGGCCCCCGGCGCGUGCUGCGGGGCGGGUUGGCGGGCGCCGGCGUGAGUCACGGCCCCGCUCGCCUUUAUAACGGCCGGCCGGGAGGCUCGCGGGAGUCGCCAGCCGCUCCAGCCUGCGCGCCCCCCACCCCGCCCCACACCCACCAGCCCGCAACCGCCGCCCAGUCCCGAGCGUACCAUGGAGAGCCCGCGCUGCGCCCGGCUGCUGCUCCUGCUCCUGCUGCCGACGCCGCUGCUGCUGCUGCUGCUCACGCCCCCCGGCGGGAAGGCCGCCAUCAUCACCGGGGUCUGUGGAACGGACAGAGAGUGUGCAAGCGGCACGUGCUGUGCUGUCAGUACCUGGAUUAGGGGCUUGCGCGUGUGUACGCCCUUGGGCAGACUAGGAAGCAGAUGCUCACCGUAUUCACACAGAGUUCCGUAUAAGGGAUUUCGACUGCGAUCCAUAUGUCCGUGUAUGCCUUCUUUAUCCUGUAUACAAACUUCGGCAUCAAAAAUAUAUACUUGUUUAUUCCCAUCCUAAUUAUUUUAGAGUAGUCACAUGACCUCUUACAAAUCAGAUUAUUUGUGACUGCCGUAAUCAGAGCACCUUUAGAGCGUAUGGUUCCCAAACCAGAGGGACUAUGUAUCAUAUGCUGUUACAUAAGUGCCAUUCCUUCCCUGCCCUCACUUUUUUUUUUGUAAUAACCUGUCCUCAGAAAUUCUGAUUUGACAUAUCUGAAGUGAGGGCUAAGUGUUGGUACUUUGUAAAUUUUUUCACUGCUUGGGUUUCACUGUUAACGGAUCAAAUUUUCCUGAAGAGAGAGGAAGCAACAUCACAGGACCAAAGUUCCCCCCAGGGUUGUACUCUCCCAUGGUGUACUGGGGGCUUGAACCUGGGUCUUGCACAUGGCACAGUAGACUUCAUCCCAGGUGAGCUAGCUCACUGGCUCCGUGUUGGGACUUUUUUUUUUUUUAAUUCUUCCCAACUCUAGGGUACUCCCAAUGAUUGAGAACCUCAGAAAAAAAAAGAGUAAGAAUAAGAAAUAUACUUCUUCUGUAAGACUGCUUCCCUGGGUUUUGAUUCUGUGAGAACUUUCUGAUUAAAUUAUAUGUCAAAAGUAAAGCAAAGUAUCUUGGUCUUUCCUUACCACCUUCAAACA